AUUAUUAAUUGAAAAAAUUCUUAAACAUACAAUAUUAAAUCAUCCUGGUUAUCGAUAUAUACAACAAGCAUAUGAAUGUGCACGUCAAUUAAAUGAACGAAUAAAUAAACAGAUAUGUGAACAAGAAAAUAAUUUACGUUUAGAUUGGUUACAACAACAUGUUAUAUUAAAUACAGAUGAAAAUUCUACAGAUAGAUAUGUAUUUGAUGAAUUAAUAAAAUUUAAUUCAAUAACUAAAUUUCAUAAACAACGACAAUUACUUUUACAUGAUCAUGAACAUGAUUCACAAGCUGCUGUUGCACAUUUUGUUCUCGUUAUAUUAGAAGCUCGUGAUUUAAAAUCACCCACGAUAACAGUUGAACGACACCGUUCUUUAAAUCCCUAUUGUGAAAUAACUGUCGGUUCAUUAACAUUAAAAACUUCAUUUAUGAAAAGAACAAAUAAUCCAAAAUGGAAUACAUCUAUACAAUUCUCUCUAUAUGAUUUUGCUAAAGAUAUUAUACAUAUUAAUAUAUUUGAUAAUGAAUUUUUUUCACCGAAUGAAAAUAUUGGUUAUACAUCAAUACAUCUCAUAGAUAUCUUACCAUGUUCACUUGAAAUAUUUCUUACUCAACCAUCACAACCACUUACACAAACAAUUUAUCUAAACAAUGAAGCAUCGGUAAUCAUGAAAUGUACUAUACAAUUUUUAUUAUAAUAUA
This is a messenger RNA of Rotaria sp. Silwood1, 701 nucleotides long. The record is from the annotation of a GenBank genome assembly. NCBI's taxonomy places the organism in Eukaryota, Metazoa, Rotifera, Eurotatoria, Philodinida, Philodinidae.